Messenger RNA from Rhododendron vialii, 1325 nucleotides. Its product is annotated as NDR1/HIN1-like protein 3. The record is from RefSeq and is a predicted model, not a curated record. The coding region runs from base 387 to 1091 and encodes 234 amino acids. NCBI's taxonomy places the organism in Eukaryota, Viridiplantae, Streptophyta, Magnoliopsida, Ericales, Ericaceae. Gene Ontology annotation, biological process: defense response to other organism. The transcript has a single exon.
CCACCCUCUCCUCAGUCCUCUCCUCUCCUCUCCAGACUCCCCUCCCCCACACAAACGAAAUAUAGCAAGUUUAGCAACCAAGUUUUACUCAAAUUCAAGCAACCGCGUCAAUUCUAUCUGUUCUGUAACAAAAAAUCAACACACGCCCACACAGCCUUGCCGUGUCCAACCCGAUACACACUAGAGUUCCCUUCCCCAUUCCCACCCGGGCCACCCCAAUAUUGAUGGCCCGGCCCUGAACCACUCAACCUCUCCUCCUCUCUCUAUAUAUAAUAAACUCUUUCUUCUCACCUCCAAUAGCAUCACACACACAAACAACCCACCUCUCUGUCUCUCUCUCUCUCUCUCUCUCUCUCUCUUACCAAAUACUCCACCAAUUCCUAAUCAUGUCCAGCCCAAAACAACCCCACUUGAACGGAGCCUACUACGGCCCCUCAAUCCCGCCCCCGUCGAAAUCUUACCACCGCCCCGGGCGCGGCAGCAGCUGCAACCCCUUAAGCUGCCUCUGCGGCUGCGUCUUCAACCUGAUCUUCAAGAUCCUCUUCACGGUCCUCUUCACCGCCGGCCUCGUCAUCUUCCUCUUCUGGCUCGCCCUCCGCCCCAUCAACAGGGUCAAGUUCCACGUCACCGACGCCGCCCUCACCAAGUUCAGCCUCAACACCACCACCACCGGCAACAACCUCUACUACAACCUGGACCUCAACCUCACCAUCCGGAACCCCAACAAGCACAUCGGGAUCUACUACGACAGCGUCGAGGCGCGGGCGUUCUACGGCGGCCAGCGCUUCGCCACGAAGACGCUCCCCCGGUUCUACCAGGGGAAGAAGAACACCACGGUGUUGAACGUGGUUCUUGAGGGGCAGGAUAUCGCGGUGAAUAACGAUCUCUUAUCGGAUUACAAUUCAGAGAAGGGCUCGGGGGUUUACAGCAUCGAUGUCAAGCUUUACCUCCGGGUUAGGUUCAAGUUGCGUGAUGUCAAGACUCCGAGAUUCAAGCCGAAGAUCGAGUGCGAUCUGAAGGUGCCGUUGGAUUCGAAUAACGGGACAGCGUCCGGUACUUUUCAAACUACCAAAUGUGGAUUCGAUUGGUAGUGUUCUUUGCUGCUUCGUAUUACUAUUUUUUUUUUUAAGAGGAGGAUAUACAUCUCGAUGGUUUUUCCUUUUUCUCUGGGCGUUUGUUUGAUCUGGAGUUUUUGUUUUGGUUUUGGUUAUGUUUCUGCUCUAUAUUGGAUUAUUUCGUUGAAUUUUAGUAUUAGUAUUAUAUUUCUGCCCUUUAGUGCCGUUGCUGUGAAUAAAAUAAUGGAAGAUUAGAUUUCUUUCUUUUCA